GGCUGUCAUUGAAAAGCGGCUGACUGGGCCGAUUGCCCGUGAUCAGUGUAUCAUUUUUGGAGUCUAGUUUCAUACUAAAAUGAUUAAAUGAUAAACUAUUGGACGUCGUGGUAUUGCGGCGAUUUUUUAAUUGAACAUGCUGUCGAGAUUAUUUCGGCAGUUUCUCUUUGCAUUGAUACAUUGGGCUGUGAAUUUACUUGUUGCUGUUCAAAAUGUUUAUCAGCAAAUUUGGUGCAGCAGUUCAUCUGAAAGUGAAGUGAAUCAAAGUGAUAUAAAAAUUAUUCUGGAGAAUAUGCCCAAAAUUACCAAGAAGUUAAAGCAUCUGGUGGUUCAGGCCGAUACCGACCACCACAGUUUGGCAGACCUGGCGCGUGUUGUGAUUUGGAGUCUCGUAGCUGGAAUUCCCUAUGUUAGCUUUUAUGACAUCACAGGAGAACUGAAGAAGAAUGAAGAGAAACUAUUUCAUGAAGUUGAAAGAUAUAAAAAAGGUAUACCAGGCUUCAUUAAAUGGACAAGAAUGCCAGAUUUAAAUGGUUACACUAAUGGCCAACAGGCUCACACAGUCACAGUUAAUAUAUUUACCCAAGACGAUGGUCGACCAGUUGUAGCUCAAUGUAUACAGAAUAUAGCUGAAGAAAAGAUUUCAUGUCCACAAAAUACUAGGGAAUUAACUGCACAAGAGUUUGGUGGAGUAUUAUCCUCAUUCUAUCCUUCCAUUCCUGAUCCAGAGUUAUUGUUAUACACUGGGUCGUUUUUAUGCACCUAUGGUGCUUUGCCAUGGCAAAUAAGACUUACGGAAUUUGUGCAGCUUUCCAUAGACCAUAAAGUUAGUGUUGAUAGUUAUGUAGGUGCUUUGUACAAGUAUAAUAAAUGUGAUCAAAGGUUUGGUAAGUAGUGAACUAUAAGCCAAAUAAUAGGCCUAAGUAUAUAUAUUAGGUUAUUUAUAUUUUUAAUAAAUUUGGUUCCAGUUAUUUAUAAUAUAGAAAUGUAAUUGAUUUAUUUCUAUACACAAUAUCGAAAACAUACAUUAUCAUUAUCCAUUUUAAAUUACAAUUCAUCUAAUUAUCUUUUUUGUAAAAUGUGUCUUGAUGAGGUCCAGACAAUAUUCUUUUUUUAUUUAUGGCCCAUUGUAGGUCUAAGAAGGGUGCAACUCACAAAACAUGACUUCAAUAGGACUGUAACCAAUUUUCUUUGUAAUGAGGCCAAAUUUAAGUGCACAUUUUUAGGUACUUAAUUAUUUUUUUUAUUGUUCUUUACACAACCUGGUGUUUGAUUCAAUAAACUUUUUGGCUGAA
Messenger RNA from Plodia interpunctella (Indianmeal moth), 1295 nucleotides. RefSeq names its product Transport and Golgi organization 14 (gene Tango14). Gene Ontology annotation, molecular function: ditrans,polycis-polyprenyl diphosphate synthase [(2E,6E)-farnesyl diphosphate specific] activity. NCBI's taxonomy places the organism in Eukaryota, Metazoa, Arthropoda, Insecta, Lepidoptera, Pyralidae. The record is from RefSeq and is a predicted model, not a curated record. The transcript has 2 exons. The coding region runs from base 137 to 895 and encodes 252 amino acids. Gene Ontology annotation, cellular component: dehydrodolichyl diphosphate synthase complex; endoplasmic reticulum membrane.